This is a messenger RNA of Asterias rubens (European starfish), 2438 nucleotides long. Its product is annotated as mucin-2-like. Lineage: Eukaryota; Metazoa; Echinodermata; Asteroidea; Forcipulatida; Asteriidae. The record is from RefSeq and is a predicted model, not a curated record. Bases 1 to 1809 code for a protein of 602 amino acids. The transcript has 17 exons.
AUGGCAUCGAUUGGAAACCACUUUGGUCGUCUUCUUUUGAGUAUAGGGAAGAUUUUUGCGUUAUUCUUGGUGUUUGAGGUGUACAGCCUUCAACAUGUGGACGCCGAACUAACUGCACUUUCCAUGAUUGGAAAGUCAGCAUCACAGAGAAAAACUUACGUGUAUGACAACUGGAAAGCAGCCAAGGGUGUGGAUGGCAAAACUAGUAGUUACUUCAGUACUGCUGCAGCUGAUCCGUUUCCUUGGUGGAGAGUUGACAUGGACACAGAACACCAAUUGGGCAACAUUACCGUUACGCUAAGAACCGACAGCUGUUGUGGAGAAGGAUUCAUCGGAGCUGUAGCACGAGCAGGGCUUAGUCCGAAUGUCACUGAUAACCAACAGUGUGGCUUGCCGGCUACUGUGGAACAAUCCAAGACUGGUGCCGUGAUUACAUUUAACUGUGACCCAGCAGUGACAGCCAAGUAUGUCAGCUUGGAUAUCGAUCCAUCUCAACCUUUGGUUGUGCACACUCUGCUGGAAGUCGCUGAGGUGACGGUAGAAAACGCGACAAGUUCAGUCGUGUUUUUACAGGGCGGGAAAACUUCGCAGAGUACAAAUAUUGGUGAUCAAUUCGUGGCGUCUAUGGCCAUUGACGGAAAUCUAGAAACGUACAGCGCAACUGCUGGUGGAGGCCUAACCGUACGUGCAGGAGUCAACUUGACCCCUACUGAGAAUCAGCAAUGUGGCUCACCGGCAACUGCGGAACAGUUUGUUAAAGGCGUCAUGGUUGGAUUUAUGUGUGAUCCACCAGUAAAAGCCAAGUAUGUCAGUUUGGAUAUCAAUGCUAAGGGGAAGCUAGAUAUCACUGAGGUGACAGUGGAAGAGGAGAACGCUGAUAAAUGCUUGCCUGAAGGCGUUACAUCUGCCUCACCAACUAAUGCAGGAGUUACCUUUACCAAGCCAAGUCCCGCACAAGCCAUUACAGAUGCCCUGUCAAAUACCGCAGGACUUACCGUAACCGAGCCAAGUCCCGCCCAAGCUGGUUCGUCUGCCUCACUAUCUACUGCAGGAGUUACCGUAACCGAGCCAAGUUCCACACAAGCCGUUACAUCAGCCCCACCAACUACUGCAGGAGUUACCGUAACCAAGUCAAGUCCCACACAAGCCGUUACAGAUGCCCCACCAACUACUGCAGGAGUUACCGUAACCGAGCCAGGUCCCACACAAGCCGUUACAGAUGCCCCACCAACUACUGCAGGAGUUACCGUAACCAAGUCAAGUCCCACACAAGCCGUUACAGAUGCCCCACCAACUACUGCAGGAGUUACCGUAACCGAGCCAGGUCCCACACAAGCCGUUACAGAUGCCCCACCAACUACUGCAGGAGUUACCGUAACCAAGUCAAGUCCCACACAAGCCGUUACAGAUGCCCCACCAACUACUGCAGGAGUUACCGUAACCGAGCCAGGUCCCACACAAGCCGGUACAUCUGCCUCACCAACUACUGCAGGAGUCACCAUAACCAAGUCAAGUCCCACACAAGUUGUCGAUUACCCCGAGUUCCUGUCAGGAUACUACAACCGCAUAUACAAAGGUAGCUCCAUUGGGAACCCCGACCCUCUAUCAACUGAAGUAGCUUGGAACCUCAAGAGGUGUGCCGCACAUUGCGUCGUACAUGAUCUGUGCUACAUCUUUGACUUUUCACCGAGAACAGGCAGAUGUCAUCUCUAUAAACUGCUCGACAAAGUUAUCCCGAAACCUGACAGCGACUUCUUUAUCUAUGAAUUGGCAAAAUGUCUCUCUAAGCUAUCUAUUUGUAAGAACUAACAAGGGAAAAGCUAAAAAAAAAUUUUUUUUUCAAUCCUUAAAGCUAUACAAAAACUAACGAAAAUAUUUCGUUGUGUGCCUGGUUAAUUGGCGUUAAAGGGCGUGGCAAUAAUAAUAAUAAGCAACUGUGCUUCAAUAAAACAGAAUGAACGUCUGAUCAGUUUUCUGACAUUCGUGGGUCCUUACGGGAAGGUUAAAAACUGCAUUGAAUUCGGGAACGUGUUUUUUGCGGGGUUAAUUCCAGCACAAAAUUCUGCCGACAACUUUCUGUCACUGUGACGAAAUGUGCAUUGAAGAAGCGCAUAUUCUACAGCCUUACGCCCCUUUUCCGGGCACAUGACGGUUUGAUUUGAAAGAUUGGUAAAUUCAUGUACAGUAAGACGUUUUUAAUCAAUUAAGGUUCCUAACUCUUUGUUUUCUCUUGAAAAUAGCGAUCCAGUGAAACAGUUAAAGGAUUUUGUUAAUCGUAGUUAUCUUAAGUCUGCAGCUGUUACCGUUUACAAAAGCGACAAUUUAACCGCUUAGCCCAUAAUACGUGUUUUUUUUUAGAUUAACUAUUUUUGACACAAUAUUAUUUUUAGGACAGUAAUAAAAGUCUUACUUAAAGUCUCAUUGAGACACUUUUAAUU